Molecule: messenger RNA, 4728 nt
Organism: Daphnia carinata
Lineage: Eukaryota; Metazoa; Arthropoda; Branchiopoda; Diplostraca; Daphniidae
Gene: Dfd
Product: homeotic protein deformed-like
Exons: 2
Coding region: 783-2168 (461 amino acids)
Biological process (GO): anterior/posterior pattern specification; regulation of transcription by RNA polymerase II
Cellular component (GO): nucleus
Molecular function (GO): DNA-binding transcription factor activity, RNA polymerase II-specific; RNA polymerase II cis-regulatory region sequence-specific DNA binding
Source: RefSeq, a predicted model, not a curated record
AAGUGCGAAAUCAUUCGAUUUAUUCAGCUUUCAACACGAACUUCCAUCACAUAGACCCCCAUCUUUCCUAAGGGUUGAAAAAAGAAAAGGUAUAUUAGCCGCUAGAGGCGCGUGUGCCGGAGUUUGUGCAGACCUGGGAGCAAAUCAUCGAUCACAUCCGCCGCCGGCUUCGCAGGGUUGGGGGAAAAAAAAAAAAAGCUCUUUGGAUCGGUACCACCACCAUCACCAGGACCCUCUCCUUUUUUUUUUUUCCAAUGUUCCCUCCCACCUCCGCUCCCUCCCAUUCCUCCAUCUCUACCCCACCAGCUCCAUUCGGCACCGAAACACACACACGCUACCCUAUGUGAGUAUGCGUGUGUAGAGCGAACAGAGUCUUCGGACAAAUACACACACACACACACACACACACACAUCGACUGUGAUUGGUCGACAGUGUCGAGGUCACGUGACUUGCCCUUCCCCCAACGGGAGGUGGAGCCCCCCGCCAGUUAUUUGCUCCAGUCCGCAUCGACUGAAGCCGCACAAGACAUCAACCAGCAACGCGGCCGGCCGCAAGUAAAGAAGAGCGACCCCCCUCUCAAAAAUAAAAAAGUGAAGAGUGAAAUAAAAUAAAAGAGAAGACACGAGCGAGUUGGUAGUGGUGUGAUCGCCAUCGUCGAGCAUUUAAUAAUAGUUCCAGCACUGAAAAGAGUGACAACUCAAUUUCUUCUUUAAAAAGCGCGCCUUCAUCGAGUCGGUCAUUAAACGUCUCUCGUGCGCCAAUUAAGUGGAAGGUAGAAUUGAUGAUCGCCAUGAGUUCCUUCUUGAUGAACUCCGGGUCGUCGUACGUCGUCGACCCAAAGUUCCCGCCGAGUGAAGAGUACAGCCAAAGUAGUUACAUUCCAGCUGCGGCCAGUGACUACUACGUGCCUCAUCAUCAGGUACAGCAUUACCACGGCUACCACGGACAUCACGCUCAUCACCACCACAACGGCAAUCACCCGUCGUCCGUCACAUCGGCCGCGGCCACCAUGGGCUAUUACGGCCAACAUCCAAGUCACGGUGGAGCCGUCAUCAGCGCCGGUGGAGGAGGAUACCACGGCGGAGGAGCCUACGGAGCUAACGGACCGUGCGGAAUCGCAGGAUCUGGCCAGCAAGUUCAAGUGCCCAUGACUGGGCACGUCGCUCCGACUUUAGGCCAUCACCAUCCGCAGCCGUUACAGCACCAGCAGAGCCCCGGAUUGAUCCAACGGUCGCCGGCUCCGUCGCCGACACCUUCGCUGACUUCGAUGGUGACGUGUCCGUCUCAGCAGAUCCAGACGCAACAGCAAACGCUGGGCCACCAACAGCAGCUCCAGCUACAACACCAGCAGCACGUCCAACCUCUGCACCAGCAACAACUCAAUCCCAGUCAUCUACAACAACAACAACAACAACAACAGCAGAGUCACGGCGGUGUCGUUUCACAAGCGUUGAUGCAGCAUGACCAGCUGUCCCAUCUUGGCUCUAUGGUGGCCCAGCAGGCCAACAGCCAGCAGCAGCUGCAGACACAGACGCAGAUCCAGCAGCAAAACAGCGCCUUGCAACUCUGCCAGCCACCGACGCCAAACAGUCCGGAAUCGGAUUGCGACGACGGGUCCGACAUGUCCGACGACUCGCACAAUCCCGUCAUCUACCCGUGGAUGAAAAAGAUUCACGUCGCCGGAGCACCAGCGUUAUCUGAUGGUUUCCUAGCCAACGGAGGAUUCACGCCGGGAAUGGAGCCGAAAAGACAGAGGACGGCCUACACUCGCCACCAAAUUCUCGAAUUGGAAAAAGAGUUUCACUUUAAUCGGUACUUGACGCGGCGCCGUCGGAUCGAGAUCGCUCACAGCCUGUGCCUGUCGGAGCGUCAGAUCAAAAUCUGGUUCCAGAACCGGCGCAUGAAGUGGAAGAAAGACAACAAACUGCCAAACACCAAAAACGUCCGACGGAAGACCAACCCGGCCGGCGUCACAACGACGGCCACCGGAGUUCCCAUCACGACGUUGCCGUCCGGCGGCGGCAACACGACGACCAUCACGACCAGCACGCCGACACCGACCGGCAAUUCGCAGUCGUCCAAUCCGCCCAGAUCCAACGAAACGCCGACAUUUCAAGACUGCGGAAUUCUCAACAUCAAACCCGACUACGGAUUGACCAAUCUCUAAAGUGGAAAAAUACGGAAAGUAAACAGAAAUCGAGUCCCAAAGUCAAAUCGAGUUAGCGUACCGACAGUUUUCAUUGCGGCAGAUCGAACUACGAUUACCUCAGUCAUCAACGAGGUCUACAACAACAACAACAACAACCAAAAUGGCAUCGCCUUUGAUGUCUGAUCACCUCUCCGAAUGUUGGUAAAUACCGCGAUCUUUCGUCACCUUUUCUUCUUUCGCCUGCGGAAAUGAAUCCUUUUUGAGUCGAUCUGCCGUCUUUUCUGUAACACCUUCACGUCCUCCCGGCAAAAGGUUUUACCUCAGGGUUGUCGCUUGUACAUAUAGAAAUUCGUAUGAUCUGUUUAUCGCCACAAGUCCGCGUAGUCUCUUCUUUUUUUUUUUUUUUAAUGUCUUUCUCUCGAAUUGUGUCUAUAAAAAAGUCUCCCGAUUCGCCGUAAUCUUGUCCGACAGCAGGGUAGUAAGAUUCUGUUUUUCUAUUUUGUUGCUCUUCUUUUAAAACUUUCGCUAUGUGUGUUUGAAUUAGAUCAAAUUCUUAUUCUACUCGACUUCGUAUUUUGUAACUUAGCGCGUCGAUCGGCCCCCCUAAAUUUUCAAAGAUUCGGAAUGAAAAAAAUUGAAAUUCGGACAACCGGGUAGUUUGACGUCCAACAGCAGUCAUCACGUCAUAGAUUCGCUAAAAAAAUAAAAUAAAAAGAAGAGAAAGAUUUCAGAUUGCCCACCAUUUCUCGUAUUGCCCUUCUGUACUGCACAAAAAGGAAUUACUUCGAUUUGAACUGCUGUGUUUAAUUUUUUUUUUAGAUCGUUGGGGCAAGUCAGUCGGGGCUUUCUAAUUUCUUGAUAUAACAAAAAAAAAAAAGGCCGACAAACAUUAAUUCGAAAAUCAAAAUUUUUCUCUCUUUUACUUUUGUUUAGCGUUUACAAAAAUGUGUCGCACGCACGCAUCGCAGAAAAAUGUCACAAUAUCGAGUGUUUAGAAAUCGUUUGUUUUAGCAUGGCCGAGCCGCGUUGGCCGUCCGUUUUAAUUGAAGCAAAAAGCACAAAUUUUAGGAUGUUUUCCUUCUUUGUUAAAUUGAAAAAUUUGGAUGGGGCGCGGUUUUCGAAUGGCGGAUAGUCGUAGAGAAGGAGGAGAGUUGGGCCCUCAUUACGCGACUACAAACUCGGCGGUUUAUUUUUAUGGCCUAUUCAUUGGCCUCUGAACUCCAUUGUCGUUGUGUGGCAAGCCAAACAUUAAGUGUUUGACCCCUACGCAGUUUUUUUUUUUUCAAGUAUAUGUGUGUCCGACUCGCGCGUGUGUUUGUGUUCAAACAGUGCAAACACACACACACAGCCCGCACAAAAUGUAUAUUGUAGGCCUGACGACAUUUUCUUUAAGUGCCAUUGCGGACAAACUCCCCUGGCCCACUGCCUCCUCCACCGAGGCAAUAAAGAAGCAAAUGGCUAUCCUCAUUUGAUUUCCCGAAGGAGUCUCUUCACCUACCACCCACAAGCAAAAUUUUAUGUAGCUUUUUUUUUUUUAUUAUUAUUAUUCCCCAAUUUUUGCGCACACAUUAACAAGGAGAGAGCACCGCCGGGUUAGCCUCCGCCACACAGUUCCUAAAUACCUGCGCUCUUCUACAUGUUAAAAGAAAAAAGAGAAAGAUAGAGAGAGAGAGAGAGAGAGAAGAAAAACAUUAAAAAAGAAAAUAGCAAACCCUCAUUAGAGAGCGAAAGAGUCCUUCAAAUGUGUGUGUGUUUUUUUUUCCUUGCUCGCGAUAUCAAUUUUAAGUUUCCUGUCGAUCGUUCUAAUUUGAGUUGAACAAGAAUCAAAAGAGAAGAUGCAGCAAGUCGCCUACAAUUUUUUUCUAGCGCGAUUUACGCAUCAAGUCAAACAAUUUGUGUGUCUGUUUUGCAGUUUUGUUUCCCAUUGUUUGUUUUUUUCUUUCUCGUCAACGUUUGCAAAUUCCCGUCGUACCGUCAUGAUAUUACAACCCAAAUUGGACUACUACACGGCAAAAAAAUAUUUCAUUAAACAGAACAAUCUCCGUGUUCUUUCUCACAAAUGGACGAGGGGAAAUUUGCAACCAUUUUCAUCGUUUCACUUCGUCUGUCGUGUAUGUUUUGUACAGUGAUUGUCAUAUUGUGCGGCUAUUUUCUCGACAAGAUUGGGAGACACCACAAAAAAAUUAAGACAUCCAUCUUCCCUCCCUUGCUGUACAGAAGUCCAUGUGUCCAAAUUCUGAAGAGAAAAAGACAAACAGCCAAUACUGAGGUGUUUUUUUUACCUUCAUUUCUUUUUUUUUCCCCUUCCCGACACAUCCAAGUCUGCAGUUAAACACCCCGUUAGCGGUCAAUAUUUUGUUCGUAGGUACCCACUAUUUUCCUUAGUCUGUAAAAUAUCGAUUUAUCCCUACCUCUAUCCAAACUCCGUUCGUUUUGUGUGUGUGAAAAGUCCUAGUUCCGCAACCACUCGUGACGCCCAUCGCGAUCGAGUCUGAAACAAAACAAAAAAAAGUGUUAAAUGAAUUUAUAUUGAUCAUGCAAUAAAAGUAAAAUUAAAACUAAACAAAAAUCGAGUGUU